AUUUGCAAUUUUGCAUUAUAUUCUUGCGUUUUUCUAGCAUUAUCAGAUGCAUUAUUUUCUGUGAUUAUUUUCAUAUUCAGAAUCAGAAUAAUAACGUCACCCACAACUUCACUAAAAACGGCGAAUAGAUACGAGUUUUUAACGUCGAGGAAAUCUUGAAAAUGUCGAGUGGUUCCAAGAGUAAUUCUAACUUAGAUUCUAACCCAGAAAAUUUGUUUACAAAAGUUUCUUACAAAAGAAAAGGCAAAUCUACUCAUAUAUCAAAUGGACUAGUGAGUCUUAAUAAUACCAGUCAUUUAGAAGGACACCCAACAGAACAAAAAUGGAAUAUCAGAAUGGGCUUCUACGGCUACCACCAAACGAUAAUUUCUAAAUCACGCGAAUGGAAAUCUCUGGAGCACAUAUUAAGGCAUAGAUUGGACAUGGAAGGAGAGGAACGCCUGAUGUACCCCGAGAUGGGAAGGUACCCAUAUCCUCAAGUUUCUAAAAUAAUUUGUCUCGGAUUAGGAAGAAUAUCUGAACUUACUGUACCUAAAUAUCAAUUAGCUUUACUUUUAUGUUUGAAAGAAUUUUACUACGAUUUAAAAGAAGUAUAUGCUUACGAUCCUACUUUUAACGAUAAUGACAGAUUUGUGUUGAAUCAUUUUGGGAUUAAAACUGAGACCACAAAUCUCGAAGGUAAAUAUAUAGUGCCAGACAAUACACCUACAUUAUUUUAUUUACCCCAUUGCCCUAAGGAACUUUUAAACAAUCUCUUGUGGAGUAAUUGGGGACUUAAUUUGCAUUCCUGUAUAGUGUUAAGUAACAGUAUAUGUAAAGUGAUAGAAGAUAAUAGACAUAGAGAUCUUCAGAUAUUUGCUGAGUAUAUUUUAAGAAUAGAUCCUUACGUGACAGAGUUUGGUAUUGAAAAUAGUUCUGAACUUUAUGAAGCAUUUAAUGAUACUGCUCUACAUUGUUUUUAUUACAACAUAUUAGAAAAACUUCCUCUUGAUUUUUGGGCUAAAAGAAAUGAACCACAAUAUCCUAAUGAUUCAGAAUUAAAGCAUAAAAAAAAAUAAUUUUUGUUAAAUGUCAUAAUGGCAUUCAUUUUAACGCCUAGGCUUAAAAGUAAAGCACUUUUAUGCCUAAGCACAAAAGUACAAAAAUAUGUCACAUAUUAGGGUAACUAUGGGUAUUAUGAGAUACCACUUUUAUUUGAAGACUACACGGGAUGAUAUGUCAUUCUCAAGGUUAUUAAAUUAAACAGCAGUGAGAUUCUGUAAGCUCCUUAGCAAGACAUUUCCUGUCUAGCCUAUGCUAUUUGUAUAUUUUUACAGAAUUGGUCCUUAGGUUGACUGUUGCCUCGUAACUUGACAUUAGCCGCCAUAUUGCGCGUCAUCGUGUUGUAUCCUUGUUGUAUCCAGCAGAUUUCAGCUUGUUUACAAAUAAUUUUAUAUUUUUUUCAUGUAUUAAGUGCAUUAGAGGACGGUUUUACUGGACAUACUAUAUUUAUUUUAGUUUUGGUGUGCUUAAUGUAUUAUAAUUAUUAGAUAAUGAACUAUGUAGAUAUUUUUUUAAAAUUAUUUAUCUAAUUUUCCUUAGAAAUAGAGAUUAUUCCUACCUAUAGCAGCCUAUUGUUCAGUGUUGUUUUUGCUGAGUGAUGUCUCAAAGGUGGCUCACCCCACACCACUUUGGCCACUUUCGGUUUCACCGGAUAUGACUACAACUUUUGAUUUUUAAAUGGUACCCUCGGUAUUUUUUUACUUUAUUCGAUAGAAAAUGACACCCUGAAUCGAAUGAUAUAUCAUAUGUCAACUUUUGAC
Molecule: messenger RNA, 1802 nt
Organism: Sitophilus oryzae (rice weevil)
Lineage: Eukaryota; Metazoa; Arthropoda; Insecta; Coleoptera; Curculionidae
Product: SRR1-like protein
Exons: 2
Coding region: 162-1058 (298 amino acids)
Biological process (GO): microtubule-based process
Cellular component (GO): cytoplasm; nucleus
Source: RefSeq, a predicted model, not a curated record